Molecule: messenger RNA, 18347 nt
Organism: Porites evermanni
Lineage: Eukaryota; Metazoa; Cnidaria; Anthozoa; Scleractinia; Poritidae
Source: the annotation of a GenBank genome assembly
AUGUCCUUUAAUUGUAAAAGCGUUCACACUGAGGAAAAGUGUUAUGAAUGUAAACAGUGUGGCAAGUGUUUUAGCCGAUCAGAAUACCUAAGGAGACAUAAAAGAGUUCAUACUGGGGAAAAGCCUUAUGAAUGUAAACAGUGUGGCAAGUGUUUUAGCCGAUCAGAAGACCUAAGGAGACAUAAAAGAGUUCAUACUGGGGAAAAGCCUUAUGAAUGUAAACAGUGUGGCAAGUGUUUUAAUGCAGUAGGAUCCCUAAGGAUACACGAAAGAGUUCACACUGGGGAAAAGCCUUACGAAUGCAAAAUUUGUGGAAAGUGGUUUAGAGAAAAAGGAGCCCUAACACGUCAUGAAAGAGUUCACACUGGGGAAAAGCUUUUUGAAUGUAAACAGUGUGGUAAGUGUUUUAGUGAAGCAGGAAACUUAAGGAUUCAUCAAAGAGUUCACACUGGGGAAAAGCCUUAUGAAUGUAAACAGUGUGGCAAGUGUUUUAGUGUAGCAGGAAACCUAAGGAAACAUGAAAGAAUUCACACUGGGGAAAAGCCUUAUGAAUGUAAACAGUGUGGCAAGUGUUUUAGACAUUUGAAUGCCAUAAGGACUCAUGAAAGGGCUCACACUAAGGAAAAACCUUAUGAAUGUAAACAAUGUGGCAAGUGUUUUACCAGAAGUGGACAGCUAAAAAAACAUGGAAGAUCUCAUACUCCAAAAAGGUCGGGAAAAUAUUCCCAAAGAAAGGACUUGACUUAUUCUUUGGCUACGACAGUUGAAAAGGUCACACAAUCUGUAGAAAAAGCGCUAAUACAGAAAGAGAGUGGAAGCAAUAGUAUUGAAGGCUUAGUAUCAGCAAUCUUUGAGGAACACAGCUGUUGGAUUUGCCAAGAGGAGAUGACUAGUGAGGCACUUCUUCUUCAACACUAUGAAAACCAUAUGAGAUAUACUCCUGAAGAUGACUCGUAAGUUUUCGAACAUCUGGGUCCUUUUUGUUAAAUUCAUAAAACUUUGAACACUAAGUUGUAAGUUUCAAAGUAAAAGCAGUGUUUACACGGGUGUUUGUAAAACCAGAACAGACCUGAAAGGCCACCAAACAGCAAUGUUUACACGGGUGUCUGUAAAACCACAACAGGCCUGGAAGACAACGAAACACAUUCCCUCUCUCCCCAUCACCGCCUUGACGUACAGUAAAAACCAGGGAGUAAGAACCUAGUUUUUGAGAAUCUGUUGGGCUAAAAUCUGCCAAUUAGGUUCCCUCUACAGAAGAACUUGUUCAGCCUUAAAUUUGAAACAGUUUUUUAUUUUCUAAAUUCUAUAAAAAAAAUUCUGUACACUUGGGCAAAUAAGUUAAGUCAAUACUCAGGAUCCUUUUUGAAGACAGGCGUUUUAUCACUCCAAUUGCAAUGUUAUGUCAUUAUGCCGAUUUUAUCUUAGGAAGAAGCUGAAUACCACCAAAUACUCUUAGCUACAAUGUUUUUUUCCUUCAGAAAAGAAGAACCUAUUUAAGAACCUAAAUAACCUACACUUAUGCAAAUUACCAGUUAAUAAAAACCUGUUUAGGCUAGCUUGGGAAAAUGCAGGUUCUUAGUCGUCGGUUUUUACUGUAUUUGAUAAAGCUCUAUGGAAGGUUCUGUGAAGCGUAAUCAGUAAGUUGCGUUACUGGUGAACGGUAAAUGACAGUAUAAACACUUUAGGCGUCUUUUCAAUUUGAGGGGCCGGGGGAUCAAGCGGAGGUGAGAAGCGUUUGUUUUCAUUACUGUAACAAGUUCAACAAAACGAAUAUGCUUUAGGCAAAAAUAUCAAUGGAGUUUGAGAAAAACCGAAUAUCCACUUCAUCGUCUAGGCCGUCUAGAGAUCCAUAUUGCUCUGUCAAAUCCCAACAUAGAAGUCAGAAGCCUCGCUCAGGGAUAUUGUGUUGCCAUUGUUAGUCUAUCCUUACUUUGCAAUUAACAUUGAACAAGAUGAAAAUUGGUAGAAUUUUGGAGGAGGCGUUAAUUGGAGAAGGGCAACAGCCUAGAUGAGGCGUUUCAAAGAUAGGAGGCAUUUAUUUGGAAGAGGGCGUUCAUUACGUCAUUUAUGGUAGUCGAUUGAAAAUUCGGAUAGCGCUUCUAUUAGAGGAAUUAGUAACUCAUAUUGAGUCAAUUAGUGCGUUUUUGUAGAUGGACAGAAGAAUCCUUUUGUAGACUGAACUGUUGAUGAUUAAAAAUAUUGGUUUUAGGUUUUUCGUAAUUAAAUCAUCAACACGUUUUGUAGCUUGCGAUUAUGUAGUUGUAUUUCUAACUCUUUGUAGCUGUUUCCAGGUUUCAGGAUUAUUGCAAGCGUUUUAAUAAAAAAGAAAAUAUUACGCAAGUUUUAGCUUCUACAAAAACGACCUUAAAUGUAAUGUAAAUGUAAGUCCUGGCCCCAGUUGUUCAAAAGCUGGAUAGCGCUAUCCACCCGAUAAAUCACUAUCCAGUGGAUAAGUAUUAGGGAAAGCAAUUGCGCUAUACAGUGGAUAGAGAUUUAUCCAGUGACACUAUCAUCCACCUUUUGAACAACUGGGGCCUAAUGCAUUAACUUUUUUCUCUAAAUGUAAUAAACUUUUUAGAGUGAUAACGUUAGGCUUUAAAUGUUUUGACGUCAUCUUUAAUUUCUUCAAAUAAGCCUCUCUCCUUGCCCCUCACGUUUCUGUCACGCCCAAACCCCCCCUUUUUUCCGUCUCUUCGACCGACAGCAAGCCCAGAUGACCUACGAACGACGCACGGCAAACGAAAGGAAGACCGUGGCACUAGAGUUGGCCAGGAGAAAGGCCGAAGAGGAACCAGCAGACCUCGAGGCGGCCGGGCCCAGCGACCGGCCCACCACCAGCGAACCAGAGAUCAGUAUGGCGUCAGAUCGGGGACAAAAUCGAUACUCAGGAAACACUUCUUCGCUUCGAAAAUUGUUCUUCGAGUCAUUGUCUGUUGUCUUCGUGGCGUUGGUUUCAUGUCUUCGAGUCGUCACAUUCCUCGUUUCAUCGUACUGUUUUUCUUCGGGGCACCGCUGGCUUUUCUUCGUGGCGUGGCUAUGGGCUUAUGUCGUCGUUGCGUCAUUUUUAUGUCUUCGUGUCGUCGGGUAUGCCUUUCGUCGACUGCGCUACAUACUUGGGUAGGUACUUGAUGUAUGGGGACAUACAUUGUACCGACUUUCCUUGCAUAAGUUAUACCUUCCCUUUUUGCUUGGUACCUUGUUACUCUGUUACCCUGUUACCUUUGUUACUCUGUUACCUUGUUACCUUGUUACUCUGUCACCUUAUUGCUUUGUCCCCUUGUUACUCUGUCCCUUUUUUACCCUGUUACCCUCUUCCCUUGUUCCCCUGUUACUCUGUUCUCAAGUUUUUAAUUUUAGUGUAUUUUUGCAUCACAAAUCACAAUUUUUUUUCCCGUAUAGACGAGGUCUUUUUUGGGAUUAAGGUCGUUGUUGAAUGGUUUGCACGACAAAUCGGUCUUCGUUCAGAGUAAUUAUUAGCAACCAGCUUUCGUCAGUAAAUUUUUCCUCUUAUGCGUUCUGGUUGACGGAAAUCAAGCGAAAGUUUACUUUUUUGAGAACAGCGCUUGGACCAUGACGAAGGCUCUCUGUCUCAAUCCUAUGGAAGCUUAAGCCUGUUAUAGUUUCUUUUGGCUUUCAUACUUUUAUCAUGAUUUUCCAAAAAAUCGUAAAUGACAUUCAGAGGUUUACGAAAACGGAAUAUUUUCCGAUAUCUCUCUCUCCGUCACAACUUUCAAAUCUAAGCGAAAUUUCUUGGCAAUAUUUUUACGAUCAGUCAUUUUGCAUAAAACACUGAGUCUUAAGGCGUCCUUGUAAAAUGACUUAACAAAGCGGCAGGGUCCUACAACAGGUGUAACGUUUGAGCGCUUUCAGUCAAUACCACACAAGGCUGAAGUUUAAUUGCGUUCGUUUUUUAAUCACACCUUUUCCGUUAUCGAGAAAAUCGUUGAAAAUCGCACAACACGAGGACAUUGAGUAACUAGUAUACUCAGUUCAGUUUUGCAUUGAAUACUAGAUCACUACAAGCCGGUUUCCUCUAUCUACCACUUUACUCCCAGUUCAAAAUUUUUUUGUGACUUCGAGAGGUCAGUUGUACAAGGCUUGACGUCAGACUUAACUGCCAACUCUCGGCUUUACCUGAUCUCGACGACACAACAAGUAGACAAGAUGACCUGACAAAUCGGCAAAACGACAGAACAAGUAGACAAGACGACAUAGAAAAUAGGCAUCGAGUUAUUUUUGACCCUGACUAGCUGCCCACAGCACCAGGUUUACCCUCCCUCCUUGUAAACAGGGCCAAGAGUGAAAACGGUGCUUUCAUAUUAGUAUAGCUGCAGUUUCUAAAAUAUCGAAUUUUCAACACCUUUUCGGCUGAGAAUGAAUCAUAGUUCAAUGAAUUAUCUUUAUACCAAAGCCUAACUCGACCUGGCUUGUAAAAAUAAAUGUACACAUUAUAAAUGAAAAUGAUUCUCUAAAAUGGCAACAUCAUUUAGCUAGAGUAUAUUUGCCCUAUCCCAGGGAAACAAGGAAACAGAGUAACAAGGUAACAAGGUAACAGAGUAAUAAGGUAACAGAGUAAUAAGACAACAAAGUAACAGCGUAACAGAGUAACAGGGUAACAGAGUAACAGUACAAUAUAUGAGAGUGAAGAAUGAUCAUCGCAGUAAAUUUUCCAAUUUAAGCGAUUGGAAAGAAGAAGCCUGAAAAAAAAAUCAGGGCUUCAACGGGAUUCGAACCCGUGACCUCCGCGUUGCCUGCGCGUUGCUCUACCAAUUGAGCUAUGAAGCCACAUAUUGGGAGCGAGGUCAAUUUAUCGAGUUCAUCUACAACCGCAGUUUAAAAAUGAAUUAUUUCAUAUACUUCACAUCAUUUCACUCCUCACGGGAGAUAUGAACUCAAUCUGGGGCGUACAUCAUUUACACAUAGAGCAGCAGUCGCUCGGAACACACUACCUGAUGUCAUCAAACAACAUGACAACCCGGAAACUUUUAAAAGGAAAAUUGAAUCGAUUAAAAAUCUAAUAAGGGACAUCAAUUUUGGUAAAGAGUGCUCUGUAAUGUAUAAUAUAUGUAAAGACCUCAAUUUUAAGUAUUUUUAAAUGUCAGUCCUACAGUGUAAUUUAUAGAUAAUAUUUUUUUAAUUAGGCAUUUUUAAUCUAUUUUAUUGUACAUACAUUUGUUUCUACUGUCUUUAUUUCUUAUUUAAUUGUUGUAUUAUGAAUUGUCUUAGUACGUUAGCAGGUCCAGAUCAGCUUUAUAGUUGCCUUCUUUAUUAACGUCACCAUGAAAUAAAUGUAUGUAUGUAUUUAUGUAUGUACCAGACAUCGCUCAUUGGUUAGUGAUGGUGUGACACGUAACCUUAGAUUUUGUUUGAACAACAGAGGUUUCUUUCAUUUCCUUCUAGCGCGUAGGUUUUAUGCAGUGCAUGGAGUCGGUUUCAAGAGGUCAUGAAGCUGUUCUGCUCGCACGUCUUGGGCGCCGAGAUGCCCCUUCCCUUCCCUAUUGAACGUUUUCACCGGCAGGCCAGGGUAUUUUGCAGAACGCCGAAUGACUCUAAAGUUUAGCGUUUUAAUGGGGUUUAUAGAAAAAAGAGUGAAUCAAGUUUCAGGUCCUUUUUCCCAGUUUCUGAUUCACUCCGUUUCGUGACCCUAUCCAUUAGACUCUGUCGUUUGGCGUUCGGCGUUCGGCGUUCUGCACUCGAGUGCGAAAGUGUGACGUCAUAAAAAUUAAAUUUCUGGAAUUAGAGGUUUAGAUCGGUGCAGAUUUACUGAACGACGACUGCAGCGAAAACAUCACCAAAAAAGUGAAUUCGCGUCCUUUGAAACUUUGUUGCGUUUAUUUGGAACCGCUCAAUUCGUCAAAUGUAGGCGACUUUUUCUCGAGUUAAUGAUAAUAAUAAAAAUAAUAAUAAUGGAUUAUUUUAAUAAAACAGUGCAUCCACCUGGUGGCUAAUCACCUGUUAAAAACUACAAUAUGGAGUUGAAUUCUUAAGGGCUUUACCCAUGUUCAAAUACAGAAGGCAAAAUUUGUCAUAGUAUGUCAUAUGAGCAUCGGCGAGCUCAUAUUUACAAAAAAACCCAUAAAACGGUCAUAAAUCGGCCCGUGGACUACACAGGAGAGACGUGACACACAGUUAGUAAGGUAAGCUGUUUUUUAGUGAAAUCCUUUUGUUUUCGUAGGUUACAGAAACGAUAGGUUUUUUUCCAUAGAAAUCCUUAUAUUUCGAAUGUUACGCAAUAAUGCCGAUGCUCGCCGACUUAGGCUACAAGUAGUCUCCAUUGUAGAGCGAGCGAAACUAACGCGAGCGCGCGUGAAAAUUACCCCACGCGAAAAAAGCAAGACGGCGUCUCGCUUUUCUCGCGUGGGGUGAUUUUCACGAGCGCUCGCGUUUCGCUUGCUCUGCUUUCCCGGGGGGAAAAUGGGGAAUACUCGUUGGAAUGAUACUUUCAGGCAUGCCACGUUUCCCUUGUUGUAAAGUGCCUUAUCGUGAUAAAUUUGAAAAUGCAAAAAAUUAUUAGUAUUGUACAUUAAAAAUUUGACUGUGGAUUGCAAUUAGAAAACAAUAAGGGCAUUCGGUAUGUUUAUAACGUAAUCAGAAAAAUCUAGUCUCGAUACUUUUCGGGGCUCACUUCUUUCGGGACUCGCUAUUUCGGGAUUUAUUGGACGACAAACUUUUGACGAUACUUUCGGGGCGUCGCUACGCUUUAUGGUAUUGCUUUUUUGACGUUUACGCUGCCGUCGCGGUCGUCGGAUCGUAAGGUCCCUAUUUUUUGCGCAGUCUUUGAGUCUCGUUCCUCGUUCAGGUUUGCUUCGGAACCGCACGGUAGCCUGCGAAAGGGGUAGGGGAUAGGGGAUAGGGGAUAAGGAGGAAGGGAAAAAGGGGAGGGGGAUUGGGGAGAGGGAGAGGCUCCCUUCCCUUUUCCCUUUCUCCCUCCCCCGUCCCCCCUCCCCUUUUUGCGCCUGCCACGCAGGCUACCGCAGGAAAACAACGGAAACGCUUGGAGGUCAUAGACGAAAGACGAAACCACGGAAUUAUCCCACAGGGUCCCCGACAGCACAUUUUUAUUGCACUCUCACCAGUCCUCUAUCGGUGUAAAAUCAAGAUGGCGGCCAUUAGUAAACCACUAGCAGCUAAAUACAGGAAUUGCACCGACCUGUGAUUGGAAGAUAAAAAUAGUAUGUCAGUGGCGAUGACGUGACAAUUCGUUACGUUAGCCGUUUCAAGAGUAAUAAUUUUUACACGAAAAAGACAGUCCACAGGAAAAUACAAUAUAAUAUUAAAUAUUUCUCAAAGACAAACAGUGCAGUAUUCUUUUGAAGUCGGCUGACUCGCUAAGAGUCAAUGUCUUAUCGAAGUUGAAGUUCAACUGUCGCAAAUCGGAUAACUUCACUGAGUGAUUCUGAGAUGAAACCUUUUGUCUGCAUCCACAUUGAUCUUAGAUUUUACCACUUACAUAUUGAAGAAAAGCCAUAAACAGAGCUUCAAUGUCCACGUACACCCGACUGAACUUCGGUGCGAUUCCUGCAGAUACCGCUGUUCAUACUAAAUGCAGGAAUUACACCGGACGCGUUCUCUUCCCCAGAGUCACUCUAAGUUGUAACAAAAGAGCACGUGACCAAGAAAGAUGGGCUCUGGGAACGAGAAUACACCGGACGCUCAUUGGUCGAAUGCGCAACUUGGCAUAAAUGAAAUAGCCGCGGGAUGGGAAACUUUAAUUGAUUUUCUCGUGUUUUGAUUUUCGCUUGAUAGGACAAGACUUAGGACACUGGAAAUAACACAUCACUUGUAUUCGAAGUUAAAUUAUACUGAAGCAGGGGUUAUAGGAUCCUGACUAACGGUCAUCUAAACCUCGGGCUGAUUGUUCUUUGCCUCCCCCCCCCCGGCACACUAGCUACAAAGUUAAAUAAAAAGUUAUGUCACUUACACAGUUGUUCCCUAUGAUUCCCUGGUACCUCUAUCUUGUGUUCCCAAUAGAAACUUUAGCAUGAUUCAUUGCAUGCCCUCCUACAACAGUAUUAAUUUUUUUAAUACAGACCUUUGUCGCAAGACUAUAUUGAAAAGGGAUCGAUGUCUUGUCGCGGUUUCAAAAAAAAAAAUUUCUGGAGACGAGAACGCGUCCGGUGCAAUUCCUUCAUUUAGUAUGAACAGCGGUAUCUGCAGGAAUCGCACCGAAGUUCAGUCGGGUGUACGUGGACAUUGAAGCUCUGUCUAUGGCUUUUCUUCAAUAUGUAAGUGGUAAAAUCUAAGAUCAAUGUGGAUGCAGACAAAAGGUUUCAUCUCAGAAUCACUCAGUGAAGUUAUCCGAUUUGCGACAGUUGAACUUCAAAUUCGAUAAGACAUUGACUCUUGACGAGUCAGCCGACUUCAAAAGAAUACUGCACUGUUUGUCUUUGAGAAAUAUUUAAUAUUAUAUUGUAUUUUCCUGUGAUAAAAACCGUUACUCUUGAAACGGCUAACGUAACGAAUUGUCACGUCAUCGCCACUGACAUACUAUUUUUAUCUUCCAAUCACAGGUCGGUGCAAUUCCUGUAUUUAGCUGCUAGUAGUAAACCUCUCUUGUCGAUUUCAUCUUCUUUUUGAGUUAAUCAACAAGGCAAUAUCUUGUCAGGUAAGGUAGGAAUGCUUUAAAUAUGUUAUUGUUACGUCCAGUUUUUAAAAUUCAGUUGUAGCGGUUAGCUAGCCUUCUGACAGCUUCUGAGGAAAAAUGUCAGGCGUUUCGCCUACAAGUCUUCUCGCCUACACUGAAGUGAUCUAUGCCAUGAUCUAUUAAGCUGCUUUAUAGACGUUUUAUACAUUUUGUACUCGGCGCUUAAGAAAAACUACAAAAUGCGGCCCAAUUUGAGAUGGGUUUUAUUUGGUGCUCAGCCGAUUUUACUUGCGGAUCCACGAUCAAUUCCAAACCCGUACGUGCGAAAUUUCUCACCAAAGUCCUGGGAUUUUUCGAGAAUUCUCGAGAGUCAUUGCCAGUAAUUCCUGGAAAAUUCUUUCGCGUUAAUUUGCGCCAACAUUCCUGAGAAUUCUCAAGACCAAUAUCUCAGCGCAAUGAUUUUGUGUUUGUGUCAAAUCCACUCCCAAAGUCGGUUCACGGGAUGACAUGAAAUGACCUGUCCCUUCGCUACAAAAAUGGGCCCCAUAGACCUUGUCACGGUUUUCGACGCCAUCUUGACGAGUAGGCAAACGCGUGAAAAAUUACAGUGUUUGUAUGAGAAUCUAAUGUCGAAUAAUUUCUGUAGAACGGCUGUUCUGACAAAAAUAUGAUUUGUAAACUAAAAUAUUUCGCAUUAAUUUGCUCCAACAUUCCUAAGAAUUCUCAAGACCAAUAACUCAGCCCAAUGAUUUUGUGUUUGUGUCAAAUCCACUCCAAAGUCGGUUCACCGGAUGACUUGAAAUGACCAUUCCCUUCGCUGCAAAAAUGGGCCCCAUAGACCUAUGGUUUUCGACGCCAUCUUGACGAGUAAUCGAAUGUGUGAAAAAUUACAGUGUUUGUAUGAGAAUCUAAUGUCGAAUAAUUUCCGUAGAAUGGCUGUUCUGGCAAAAAUAUGAUUUGUAAACUAAAGCUUCUCUCCGAAGAAUUCUACUGAAAAAAAUUGAGGGCGUUACAUGUACGAGAAGACCUGCAACCACUUUUCAAAAUUUUCUAUACAUUUGUGUGUAAGAAAGUCCUGGGAAAACAGAGAAAUAUAUGGAAAAUCUAAAGCAAGCCUUUGGAGAAAUCUAAGCACAGGUACGCCCCAAAAUUUUUUCAGGACAAUCCACGACAGGCUAAGGUCGGUUCAGGAAUUUGGGUGCCCGCUGCUUAGGUAAAUUUUUUUUUACCUAAAUCACAGUAGGAGCUGAAAGACGAACCACACUAAAAAGAAGACAAGCCUUAUUAAGCCGGAUUAAUCCUGACACAUUUUAGCGGCCAAUUUUCCUCAUUAAUGUAUAUGAGUUUUCUUGAAUGCCUGAUAUGUAAUACAGUAAAACAAUGGGACGGGGCUACUCUUUCUUUGCGGUGACAUUUUUCAUGGCUAGCAGUUUUGUGCUGGCUUGGUUAAAAAAUAUACAUCACCUGAAUUUUCAGUUUUAAAAUGUGUUUAUGUUAGUUGCCAUUGUAUUGGUAAAGAAUUACAUAAAUAUAUUUGUUAGAGAGAAGUAAAUACUUCAAACGUUUAUUCGUUAGACAGAGGAAAAUAAAUGUGCCAAUGUCAUUGUUAGACACAGGCAAAUUAAUGCCCCAGUGUAUUUGUUAAACACAGGCAAAUUAAUGCCCCCAAGUAUUUUGUAAGACACAGCCAAAUUAUUGCCCCAGUGUAUUUGUUAAACACAAGCAAAUUAAUGCCCCAGUGUAUUUUGUUAAACACAGGCAAAUUAAUGCCCCCAUGUAUUUGUUAAACACAGGCAAAUUAUUGCCCCGGUGUGUUUGUUAAACACAGGCAAAUUAAUGCCCCUGUGUAUUUGUUAAACACAGGCAAAUUAAUGCCCCAGUGUAUUUUGUUAAACACAGGCAAAUUAAUGCCCCAGUGUAUUUUGUUAAACACAGGCAAAUUAAUGCCCCAGUGUAUUUGUUAGACAAGGCAAAUUACGGUAUUUGUUAGACACAAGCAAAUUAACACCCCAGCGUAUUUUUGCGGUAUUUGUUAAACACAAGUAAAUUAAUGCCCCAGUGUACUUGUUAGACCCAGGUAAAUAAGGAUCAAUUUUUCGCUUGAAAUAUCACUCAGCAUGCCUAUAAAUUCAAUGCUCAAGUUUACAAAUAUUUCCUGAGGAAAGAUCCACAUUUUUUGUAGGCCGGCUUAUAGUUACAUGUAUCAGGUAUAUAACGCACAAAGCUUAACAUUUCUAUGAGUAAAAUGAUUGUCCUGUUUGAGGCCUCUUCGCUUUAUUGAUAGUAGUGCUAUAAUGCUUAACAGUUUCAUUAGCGACUGAGCUGGUCCUCACAACCACUUUUAGCGCAACGUCUUUAACAUAACAGUCCGCUCGCAUUUAUAGCCAAUGUAAAGAUUUUUAAUUACUCACCUUGCGGCCGUGAUAGUAAUUAUUUAUCUGUUUCCGGGAAGAUCACAAGAUAGCCAGCAUGUGCAUAAGCGAAAAUUAAACGAGAAAAAAAUUCGUCUUGAGCGCCAUGGCAUUACUUAAUGGGGUUAAUUUUAUUACAGCAAUAACGCAGCAUCUUGCUUGUGUUUUUUGUUCUGUUGCUUUUUAUAAAGUUACUGUCAACAGAUCCAAAAUGAUGUUAAUGAUGAAAUUAAUGUUCUCUGAUUCUGUUUUAAGUGUUCCAAAUGGAAACAUAUUUUUAGAGAGACCUUUUUUUAAAACGGGAAAUAGCAUACGCAACAUUAAAUUGCUUGUGACCAGGUACUAGCUUACCACAGAUUGCCAUAUGCCUAACCGCAAGGAAGGCAAAUGGCCGCGGGAUUUUAAUGCCUUGGGCAAAUGCCUGCUGUGAAUUCCUGAACCGGCCUAAGCCUCUCAUGCUUUACUUUGUAGCUUUAGCUUACAAUUGAUAUUUUUUUGAGAACAGCUGUUUUACGGAAAUUAUUCAACAUUAGAUUCUCAUACAAACACUGUAAUUUCUCACUUGUUUGUCUGCUCGUUAAGGUGGCAUCGAAAACCGUGACAAGGUCUAUUAAAGGGAGAAUGGAACAGGUAAAGGUAAGGUAUUUCUUGAUUGUAGUAACGAGACUCAGAAUCUGUAAGCCUUUUUUUCCUUUGUAUUUAGUCCACCAAAGGGGGUCAAUAAAUUGUCCUAGGCAUUCCCAGUGGAGACCAUGGAAACUGGGGAUAGGAUUGUGAUGGGACCUACAAGAUAUAAAAGCCAUGUAUUAGGCUUAGAUACAGAUAUCACGAAAAAUCAGCUAAAAAUGUUUUCUGCAAAUUCCUGAUUUUUUUUUCUAAAUAUCUCGAAAUUUGUUUCUAAAUAUUUCGAAAAAGUUCUAAACAUCUCAAAAAUAUCUGGCUUCAUUAAAUAGAUAUUACAGUAAAAACACACAAAAAAGCCUGUCAUCUAUAAUGGCAACACAAAUUUCAGGAAAUUAUAUUCUUGUGCAGCCUACAACAAAACUCUAAACAAUUCCACAUAAAGUCAGCCUUAUUUACAGUACCCUUCAACCUCCAAGAAGACUAGGGUACUGCAAGGCAGAGUUUCGUGAAAGACCAUUAGGUGUUGGAGGUCUAAAGUGGUCUAAAAGGGACACUACUGUUUGGUUUGUGCAUGGCUCAGAGGGUACGUCAUCAGCCAUAUUCUUGAACAUUAGCCACAUUACAUAAUAUUAUAAAUGGAAAAUAUUGCUGAAUCUGAUUACAACAGGCCAAUAUGUGGAGAAUUGUUUGAAUUUCUGUCACUGAAAUGCCAAUGCCACAAUUAGCAUUGAAGUACAUUGUAGCUUCCUAGAAAAAAUAUGAUUUGAGUACUUUUUCCGUAACAAAAUUCUAAAUAUCACAAUUUUUUCGUAAAUAUCACGAGAUUUUCUAAAUAUCUCAAAGUCCUCUAAAUAUCUUUAAAAUAUCUGGAUAUUUGUAUCUAGGCCUACCAUGCAUGUUUUGUGAAGAAAGCGUUGAAAAGAUUUUUAAAUGUGAAAGAUGUCCAGCUUUUCCAGAACAGGUCCUUCCACAAUUGAAAAGAGUCUUGUGCUGAGCAUGCAGUUUAUGUUUGGCGAUGAUUGAAAUGAUGCACCAUAUUAUUUUAUCACAUUUUGGCUCUUUGGCAAUGAUGUAACUUUUCUUGAAUGGAGUCCCUUGAUUUUCGUGUAUUUAUAUAUGGGUACUCAAUUGAUUCAGACACAAAUGAUUGAACAUGAUAUAAAAAGCAAAUAAAUACCCUGCAGAAUACUCAAUCAUCAAUAAAGUAGGACAUGAAAACUUAUAGCAAGGAAAUCCUGUUUCAUGUAGAAAGCCAUGAUGUUGCAAAGGUGAAAAAUUUGAAAGCAAGUGAAUUUGAGGCAUCAUGUUUUUCCGAAUAUUUGAGUAAUUCUUGGAAUUGUACAUCUUGAAUUCAUAGAUUUUUGCAGUUGUCAAGAGUUUUAGGGGAAAAAUCUGAAAUAGUAUUACACUUUAUACGGGGUCUUGAAGGAGGUGUCUGGAUCUCGUACCAUGGGUUAAAUUUCUGUACAUUCAUGAAUCAUGUGAUUCAUAAGGUGAUGAAUGAACUAAUCAAGCCCAUGAAUGACUCUUAAAGGUUGCUGGACUACCAUAGGCAAGAGUUAGUCUUAACAACCCCACGAUGGGAAGGAAACAAAAAGUAUGUUGAUCAAACUGGCGAUUUGCCGCAUGUUUUUUGAUGACUACAAAGUUGUCUGGCAAAGAAUAUUUUAUUGCCAUAAAAAUGAAGCUCUACAAUUCUUCACUUUUACAUGGUUUAAGUUCGAACCCUCGUAAUGACACUUACAUCUGUUUUUUAGCAGUAGAAAUCUUGAUACAGGGACUGAAAUGUUAGUGGAUCAUGCAUCACAGUAAAUAUAUUUCUUACAAGUCACUUCUCUAUAUUUCAUGACUUUCCCGAUUCAUGCUCUCUUUACUGGUCAAUUCAUGGAUCUUGUGAAACCCCUUCCAAAACCAUUUUUUAUAUACGUGAGAUAUCAAUUAUUAAUUUUUUCAACUACUUGUCACGUAUAUGUGUUACGGAUGUGUUAAGCUUUGUACUUGACCAUAAUGCCCUCUACUUGCAGCACUUUAUUUCCUACUUGUUUACAAAUUGAAUUAAUGUAAUUUUUUUCUUGUUAGUUUGAGAAAUGUUUUUUUAUAUAUAGACUGUAACCUGGUUAGCUGGUGCUUUUCUUUCCUCCUUCCCCAAAUGACUUGUAUGCCCACACACAGGCUACUUAAGAAUUUAUCGUCUCCUGAUUUCUUAUCUAAUCUCCAAGCAAGGUUGAUUGAAUGCUGUAAGGGCAUUUUGUUAAGUUUAUAGUGUUACACAAAUUGCUUUUAAGGAUUAAAUUUUGGGUCUUUGAAUGAAAUAUUUCAAGAAAUAACAUCCCUGUUUCUUGUGUUUUACUCAUUGUUCUAGAUUUAAAUUAAGAGAAUAAGGCCUAUUUGCUCUCUAAGUUACUACACACAGGGUCAAUGAAUUAUCAUUUUUUGAAAGAAGAACUUCCAGAAGUUUUGCAGUCAUCAACGGGUUAAUAUUAUAAAGUUUAAAAUCAUUGCUAGCGUCACUGAUAAGCCUUACUCCUACAUUUGUAUUUAUGUUUGAACUUCACUGUCAGCAAAAAACCUUAAUAGAUCACGUAGGUGAAUCAACUUGUGGCAAAAUAACUCGCACACAAACAACCUGAUGAAGUGAAACCUGACAGGGGUAUUUUGCAGCGCACCAAUUGCAUAAUGCCGAAUAACUCUGAGUUAAGUGAUUUGGCUUCUGCUCUAUUUCUGGUGAAAAAAUAUGGAGGCUGCAAGCAUCAUCAAGAAAUUUUCACAGAACACUACCUUAGGUUUCUAUUCUAUUUGUUUUAUUCUCUAUGGCAUGGGAUAAAUGAUAGUAUAACCUGUUCCAAGUGUUCAGAUAAUAGGGCACAGUGCAAAGUACCAAAAACUAGAAGUAAUAGAGGGAGACUGGGGAGGGUGGUAGGGAGCCUACCAUCUGAUUUCCUGGGUCAGUUUGCAUUUGGUAUGUGAUAUCACAUGUACCUUGAAAAUAUUGGUUUGUGUAUUUUUAACUGACAUACAUUUGUAGCUGUGAGAUUAUCCAGUGACUUAAAAUUUGGUGCAUAUAUUUGAUUAGUUGUAUUACUCAUUGUUCAUGAAGUGCAUGAGGAAAUUCAUCAUAUUGGGUACUCAUUGAUCAUCAUCAAUAAUCAAUGACUAAUCAACUCAAGUACCCAUCAAUCACCUAUUGAUUACUUCCUAGCUAUUGUCAUUUAUGUUUUUGAUGUGUCAUUUAUUAAUACUAUGUCUGGUUUAUAGGCAGACAGUAUUGUUAUCUUGGUAGAUUUACGUCAUUACAAAAUGAAAGAAGCGUAAGAGUCGCCCAGUGCGACUCUAGCUUCUUGAGUGCUUAGCAAACCUCCCAAGUGCAUCCAUAACUCUACGGUUGCACAGCUGCAACGUUUAAACCACUUCUUUUAUAACGUAAUCAAAAGAGAAAAACAUUAUUUUCCAUUUGCCUUCGUUUGAGUCAUCGGUCCGAGUUCAUGUAUGCUGCCAUCCGCCCGCCCCUUUGAGUUUUUCUUUCGCUGAAUCAACCGUUCUCCUUCUUCAGGUAAAUUGCAAAAUGUUUGUUCCUGCUAUUCUGAAUGGCAUCUGUCUACUUGGUCUUAAUAUUAGGGUAAAAACUUUGAGGGAAAACUAUAGCUGCAACUAUAAACACCAACUAAAAAGACACUAAUUUUAUUCGAUUUUGAUUUAUUUACUUUAUUAAUAGUUCGAAUAAAUACACUGUUAAAAACUUUAUUUGCAUUUCAUCUUUACUCUUUUAAACUGACAUUAAGGAAAUCUUAUUGUCCAUUGUGAUUUUUUGAAAAGAAAUUAACUAGCUUUGUGUCGAAAUCUGUCUGGGGAAAUCCAGCUAUGAAAGUCAAAGUUGCAACUGAAAUUGGCCGACACACAGCCGAUGCUGAAGCUGUUGUUUUUUGGCCAUUCUCUGAAUGACUGUUAUGAAUGAACACUGAGGAACAAAAUAAUACACACACAAGUUUUUUUUAAAAACUUUUUUGAAAACCCAAAUGUUUCUAUACUCAAAUGAAAUUCGCUCAUUCCAGCAUAAUGUGCCCGUUUAAACUCACCUAAAAUUUUUAAUCGAUGCGAUGAAAACUUCACAACAAGGCUGCUUCUAAUUUGAAUGUGUUUCCUAAAAUAUUUGCUUGAAUUUAGCAUCAGCUUGACCAAAAAGUCAAUAACACAAUGCUAAUUAAUACAUUUACAUUUCAAACAGACUUUCUCUUCUAUAAAAAGCACACAAAAUGUACCUUGAAUCUUUGCUCGCUCGAUUUUUCUUCAGCUGAUUCUAGCCGCAAGGAAAAUGAUAAAUUCAUCCAGGGCAAAUUUGUCGCUUGAUCUUUUGUCUUUUUUUCUUCAAAACGACAGCUUAGUAUUUUCUUCAACUUUCACUUUUCAUCUGUGCAUUUCAUCGGUGUAUUUUACCGUCAGGAGAGGAGAUUUGUUGAAUUUGCCUAAAUUUACUGCGCUAGCUCAGUUUCUUGGCAUGCACCUAUGGGCAAAUGGUAGUGGCUAACUGACCAAUCAGAGCGCGCGAUUUACUUUUGUUAUGUUAUAAUUUAAACUGGCAUACUUUUGUAGCUGUUAGGUUAUCCAGUGACUUAAAGUUUGGUGCAUAUAUUUGAUUAGUCUUUGAUUACUCAUUGUUCAUGAAGUACAUGAGGAACUUCAUCAUAUUGGGUACUCAUUGAUCAUCAUCAGUAAUCAAGGACUAAUCAACUUAAGUACCCAUCAAUCACCUAUUGAUUACUUCCCAGCUGUUGUCAUUUAUGUAUUUGAUGUGUCAUUUAUUAAUAUUGUCUGGUUUAUAGGCAGACAAUAUUGCUGUCUUGAUCUAAGGUAGAUUUAUGCCAUUUAGCACUUUUAAUUCUUAGGUCCAAGUACAAAAACAAUAAAUGAUCAGUGUUCCUUCAUUGAUGCUUGGUCUGUUUGCAGAAGGGUGUUAAAGAGUUGGGAUAUUUUCUGCUGAACUGACAUCUAGUAACUUUAUUUCCUCUAAUGAGUUUUUCCUAGCUGUCAAAGAGCUUGCUUGAUCUUGCAUCAGCUGCUCAAACUAAUGUUAUUGGUGGCCACAAAGUAAAGUACAUGCAGUAAUUGUGUUUUUAACUAAUAUUGAUUCAUUUUUGUGUCAAUAGGAACUAUAACCAAAAGACGAUACCAGAAGCACUUGAUCAAUGUCCUUUAAUUGUAAAAGUGUUCACACUGAGGAAAAGUGUUGUGAAUGUAAACAGUGUGGCAAGUCUUUUAGCCGAUCAGAAGACCUAAGGAGACAUAAAAGAGUUCAUACUGGGGAAAAGCCUUAUGAAUGUAAACAGUGUGGCAAGUGUUUUAGCCGAUCAGAAGACCUAAGGAGACAUAAAAGAGUUCAUACUGGGGAAAAGCCUUUCGAAUGUAAACAGUGUGGUAAGUGUUUUAGUAAAGAAGGAAACUUAAGGAUUCAUGAAAGAGUUCACACUGGGGAAAAACCUUAUGACUGUAAACAGUGUGGGAAGUGUUUUAGUCUAGCAGGAAACUUAAGGAUUCAUGAAAGAGUUCACACUGGGGAAAAGCCUUAUGAAUGUAAACAGUGUGGCAAGUGUUUUAGCCUAGCAGCAAACCUAAAGAGUCAUGUAACAGUUCACACUGGGAAAAAGCCCUAUGAAUGUAAACAGUGUGGCAAGUGUUUUAGCCAAGCAUCAAACCUAAAGAGUCAUGUAACAGUUCACUCUGGGGAAAAGCCUUAUGAAUGUAAACAGUGUGGCAAGUGUUUUAGCCAAGCAGCACACCUAAAGAGGCAUGUAACAGUUCACACUGGGGAAAAGCCUUAUGAAUGCAAACAGUGUGGCAAGUGUUUUAGCCAAGCAGGAACCCUAAGGAUACAUGAAAGAGUUCACACUGGGGAAAGGCCUUAUGAAUGUAAACAGUGUGGCAAGUGUUUUAGCAUGGUAAGAACCCUAAGGAGUCAUGAAAGAGUUCACACUGGGGAAAAGCCUUUUGAAUGUAAACAUUGUGGUAAGUGUUUUAGUGAAGCAGGAAACUUAAGGAGACAUGAAAGAGUUCACACUGGGGAAAAGCCUUAUGAAUGUAAACAGUGUGGCAAGUCUUUUAGCCGAUCAGAAGACCUAAGGAGUCAUGAAAGAGUUCACACUGGGGAAAGUUCUUAUGAAUGUAAGCAGUGUGGCAAGUGUUUUAGCGUGGUAAGAACCCUAAGGAUUCAUGAAAGAGUUCACACUGGGGAAAAGCCUUAUGAAUGUAAACAGUGUGGCAAGUGUUUUAGUGUAGCAGGAAACUUAAGGAUUCAUAAAAGAGUUCACACUGGGGAAAAGCCUUAUGAAUGUAAACAGUGUGGCAAGUGUUUUAGACAUUUGCAUACCAUAAGGACUCAUGAAAGGGUUCACACUAAGGAAAAACCUUAUGAAUGUAAACAGUGUGGCAAGUGUUUUACCAAAUGUGGAAAGUUAGAAAAACAUGGAAGAUCUCAUACUCCAAAAAGGUCGGGUAAAUAUUCCCAAAAAAAGGGAAGAUUGACUUAUUCUUUGGCUACGAUAGUUGAAAAGGUCACACAAUCUGCAAGCAAAGCGCUGGUACAGAAAGAGAGUGGAAACAAUAGUGCGGAAGGGUUUGAAUCAGCAAUCUUUGAGGAACAUAGCUGUUGGAUUUGUCAAGAGGAGAUGAGUAGUGAGGCACUUCUUCUUCAACAUUAUGAGAAUCAUAUGAGAAAUAUAGGUGAAGAUGACACGUAA